GCGCCAUCUUGCGGCUGGCAGAUGUAGAUGCGUUCUAAUUGGCUGUCUGCGCCAUCUUGCGGCUGGCAGAUGUAGACGCUUUCUAAUUGGCUGUCUGCGCCAUCUUGCGGCUGGCAGAUGUAGACGCUUUCUAAUUGGCUGUCUGCGCCAUCUUGCGGCUGGCAGAUGUAGAUGCGUUCUAAUUGGCUGUCUGCGCCAUCUUGCGGCUGGCAGAUGUAGAUGCGUUCUAAUUGGCUGUCUGCGCCAUCUUGCGGUUGGCAGAUGUAGAUGCGUUCUAAUUGGUGCCUGCGCUCACUGCCUGUUUCCUUCCUGUGUGAACGGCUCCGGGGUGCAGGAUGGUAAGACUUUCAUACAAACCUCCAGCUGGCUGGGAUUCGGUUCUCGGUUUGCUCAGGUGUCCCCGUGUUGAGCUGGUCCCCUGGCUGCAGUUUGUGGGUGUAGACACCCUGGCAGGGCCCAGUGUGCGGUUUGGGGCCUGUGCAGCUCACACUGGAUGACAUGGGUGUUGCUGCUGCCUGUCAUAUGAUCUGAGCCUGACAGUGUAACUCUAAAUCACGACAUAGCAGGUUAUUCAUUAAAAUGUGAAUUGUCACAAACUGAAGGCCUCAUUAGAUAAACAGAAACAUAGCUAACUUGGGGGGUUCUUUCCAGAUUAGUCUAUUUUGUUUCAGAAUUUGUAUUUAUUUUUUUCAUUCCUUAUUUAAAUUUAGACAGUAGUUAAUACAGCUGAAUGAGCAGUUGAUAUUAGUAAAUAAUAAAACAGUAGAGUAUAAAUAUCAGAGCAUAAGAAUACCAAUAAUUGUUCCUUUAAACACUUAUUUAGGGAUGAUGGUAGUCAUAUGGUAGAAAGUUAGGUCUUAAAAAUAUGCGUGCUGACCAUCUUUUGGUCAUUAUAGCAGGGUGCAUAUCUAGCUUCAAACUGUAAAGGUACAAAACAAAACAUGAAAGUUGUUACAGUAUUUAGUAUGAAAACAAGAGCAUAGCCUCAACUGUGAGGUGAUAAGAUGAAACUAAGGCUUAUCCCGCUAUGCAAGGGUUUAUACCUUUUAUAUAGAAAGAUCUCCUGUCAAGAGAGCAAAAAAGAAAAAGGACGAGGAAAACCGUAGGAUAGCGUAGAAGGGCGGAAAGAGAGGAAAAGAAAAAAACAAGUGCUGUUUGUGUCGUCAGAAAGAAGUAGGACAAGGUGACAGGAUGGCACUAAAACUUGCACAUAGCUACGGUGGUUGGCUUAGAAUUUUAAAUUCACUUUUAGCUUUUUCACUAAACUCUGUAUUGUACCGAAUGAAAAUCCCAAUAACACACAAUAGCUGAUUUAGAACAAUUGCCUACUCGGCUAUUUUCACACUGUAGUCUGAAUUUUGACAUUUGGUUUCGUAGUUUACUGAAUUAACUUUUUUAAUUUACUGGCAAUUAACGAUUUAGUAAAUAAACUGUAAUUGACAAUGUGGUAACAUGAAGCAUGUCAGGAGAACGAGCGUGUAUUUAUUACCAGUAUUAUGAUGGUGUUUAGCGAUAGCCAUACUGCAUACACUGUUAAUCAUACACAUUUUAUAAUUUCAUGUUUUAAAGAAUCGUGAAACUGCGAAAAGAAAAAAACGGAACUUGCAGAAUAUAGAUCUUUUAUUUAAAGAAAGAACUGGUGGUCAAAACCUUAAAAGGGAAACAUUAUUUUGGAACUAUAGUUUUCCUGAUUGCUUUUUCUCUCUUCAGCACUCACCACCCUUUUUUCUCAGUAAAAUUUAAGUUUAAUAAUAAUAUCACCCACCUCAUUUCUAGCAACAGACUUCUCUGCGGUACUCUCGACCUCCUCUGUCAGUGGUGUAAGCAAGCUGAUAUCACUUGCAAUCUCCUCCAAUGCACUUUUUCUCAAAGAGUAGCAACUGAUUGGAGCUAGGCCUACGCGUCCAAAUGCAGUCUCCUCCUCCAAUCAAAUGCUCCUAUCAGCAGCAUUUGAUUUUAGGCCUGAGUUUCACUUGGUUCUGGAGUAGGAAGUGCCUUUGGAGGUUUAUUUAUCUCUGCAAAGUAAACAAUUAAGUUUCUACUUAAGUUUUACGUGUGCAUAUCUAGUAAGGUUAUGCAUUGCAGGUUUUUAAACUACAGGAACACCCCACCCACACUAUUUCAUUGGGAUAAAGUAGUUUGGGUGACUUUAGUGGUCCUUUAAACUGCUAUAUUUUUAAGACUGAAUCAGAUAAAAAUAUUUUAAAGCAUUAUUUUACUAUUUAACGUUAAGUACACAUUUUAGUAAUUCCUUAUGUACAUUGUACAGAAAACCUAACUUUUGUUCCAGAAUGUUACCAUAUCCAAAUAUUUUAUUUUUAUAAUGUGUUUAAAGAGUAUUUGCAUUAAUUUAAAAUAAUAAAACGAUUAGACUGGGGGAAGAUGAAAUUGCUAAAAAAAGAAUAUUAAUUUGUCAUUACGCAUUUCAUAACUAAGCUUGUAUGGCAUUGUGAUUUAAGAAUAGCAAUAUAUCUUAGAGAAGCAGUUGUUAUCACAGUUAAACUAUUGCUAGAUGUGACUUUUUUUGGGGGGGGAUAGGGGGAAGUUUUAUUUUACAAAAAUGUAACCAUGGCAACAAUAACACUGUAAAAAGUAAAUAUGGAUUAGUGAUUGUUAGGGUUACAAGAACCAGGGCAGGAAAGCAAGAAUCUUUGGGUAAGGGUGAAUGCCUUAGUAAGGGAUAGGCAACCUUCGGCACUUCAGAUGUUGUGGACUACAUCCCCCCAUAAUGCUCUUACACACACAACGCUGGACAAGCAUCAUGGGAGGUGUAGUCCAAAACAUCUGGAGUGCCGAAGGUUGCCUAUGCCUUCCUUAGUUAAACACAAUACUACAUGUGUAAUAGGGUGCAUUGCCAAUUUUGCAACUACAAUGUUUUUCUAUCUUUCUGAAAUGAUUGUCUUUGGAACGUGGAAGUGGAAUUUCAACUCUGAAAAACACAACAUGGGGUUUAGAGCAAACAUAAAAAUACAGUGCAAUUGCACAAUCUUAAGGGUUUUUUUUUCUUUCUUCAACUAGACAUUUCACGUGGCCAGUGAUCUUGAGGAACAGUAUAAAAUGUGAAAUUGAAGUGUAGGAAUUACAACGCUUGUAUUGACAGACACACACAAAUAUUGCCAUGCACUUCAUUUACCUGAUUUACCAGUAACAAUUAAAGUGUGGCACUUGUCACCGUCUGCGGACUUUGCAUAAUUUGCAAAGACUAAUGACUGUGACAUUGCCGCUGAGGCGGAGGGGCAGGAAAAGGUGAGUUUAAGUUAUCUGAACCUGUUCCUUGCGGACACCGCCAUCUUCAGUGAGUAACAUAUUUCAAGACAAGUGCUUUAUAUAGUUUAUUUGUCCACAACACCAUACAUUUGAUUUCUGUAUUAAACACAAUAUUUUACGUUUAAACUAUUCAAAUCCUAUUCAUUUUAAUUUGUUCAUUUGUUGUAAUCACAUUAUUACUUUUAUUCUCAUAACAUCCUAAAUCAAAAUAAUUUUUGUAUUCAUUUCCCUAAUUUGUUACCCAUUUUCUUUUGCUUUCUUUUAUUUAACAUCACUCAUGUUUCACCCUUUCACACUCCCCUGUCUGCAAUCAACUCCUCCAUAAGCCUGGGCACAGAGUAAGUUUCCACUAAUCAUGCACUAACUUUGGUGAGGGAACGAUGAUUUGAAUUUUCUGUUUUGUUUCUACUGCUGAGAAUGCUUCUUUCUCUUUAACUAACCAGUUACUAACAACCCAAAUUAUUGCAUCCUGUUUUAGGAAAAACAUUCAAUUUGACAUGCAAGGAGAAACAAACUACUUUCUUCUUUGUAUAGUCGUAAAGGCAUGCAGAUAUGUUUAAUAAGGCAAGGUCUUCAGAAUUCACCUGUGGUUAUUAAUAAAAUCUGAGAUUUAUAAUAAAUACAUGUCAAGUUUUCGGUGGCAACAGAACAUUAACAUUAUUAUUGCUAUUUAUAUAGCGCCAACAGAUUCCGUAGCGCUUUACAAUAUUGAGAGGGGGAAACUUAACUAUAAAUAGGGCAAUUACAAGAAAACUUACAGGAAAGAUAGGUUGAAGAGUACCCUGCUCAAACGAGCUUACGGUCUGGAGGAGGUGGGAUUUACAUUACAUUGUAUUGGCAUUAAUUUUUGCAAUUUCUUCACUGCUUUUGUUUUGUGCCUCUUGUAUUAUGUCAGUUUUGGUGCAUGAAAUAUUUUGAUAUUGCAUAACAAAUACUAGCAGUGACUUAGAUUUGAGAGGGUACGGAAUGGAAGACAUUAUUGUAUAAUUGCUGGGUUUAUUUAAUGAAUCACGUAUUGCCGAUCAUUGACAAGAGAAUUGGAACUGGAGAAUAGCUUAGUUGGAAAUUAUCUAAAAUUUGCACUUCCAUAAUCUGUUCUCCACAAUUCCAAAUUUAGUGAAUGCAUCCCUUUGCAUGUUUUUUUGUGUUUCAGCCAUUUUUGCAAUUCAUUUGCAACAUUGUUAUAUUUUGUGCUACUAGAAUUUUAGCCCCUCCAGUCUGUUACUUGCAAACAGUAUCUAUAUUACUUCCCUUUAUUUACUGCUGCCUCUUGUAUAUGAUUAAAGGAUCACUAUAGUGUCAGGAAAAAUAAUCGGUUUUCCUGACACCAUAGUACCCUGAGGGUGCCCCUACCCUCAGGGUCCCCCUCCCGUGGUGUUGAAGGGGUUAAAACCCCUUCAGUUACUAACCUUCUUCCAACACCGGGCUCCCUUACCUCUCCUCCCCCGCCUACGUCAGCUCCCCCGUCUGACGUGAGCGGAAUGCACAUGUGCGGCAGUGCCGCACGCGCAUUCAAAGUGUCCAUAGGAAAGCAUUUUUCAAUGCUUUCCUAUGGACGCUGUGCGUGAUGUUGGCAUAAUGUGCCUCCAGCGUCGCAUAUGCACCUCUAGUGGCUGUCCGGAAGAUAGCCACUAGAGGCUGGCGUAACCCCAAAUGUAAACAUAGCAGUUUCUGUAAAAUGUUUACAGCAGGCAGGGUUAACCCUAGAGGGACCUGACACCCAGACCACUUCAUUGAGCUGUAGUGGUCUGGGUGACCAUAGUGUCCCUUUAAUAUUUCCCCUCUUUCCCUCAUAAAAUUAGCUCACAGUUGCAAAACUCAGACCAAUAAAGGUGCUUUCAGAUAAAUCUACACUUCUACUAAUUUCGUUUUAAAGUUUGCAAUAAGGUUUUCAAACCACAUUCCACUCCGUAAACAAACUAUUGUGAAAAGUCAUGUUCCAAAACAAUUUAAAGUUUUCAUUGUUAUUUUUUUUACAUAUAAAUUCUAAAUCUGUUUUAUAAUGCCACUGUCACUCCUCUGGCUCUCUUCUGCAAAUUAUUUGGGUUUGCUAGUACAAAUUAUAGACUUUUAAAGUUACAUCUUAAUUUCAACUGGUCAUGGGAAGUUUGUGUGUAAUAACCAUUUUAUGGUUUGUUUCAAGUCUAGUUAAUUAAAGCAGCACUGUCAUUUUGGGUACUACUUUGUAUGACUCAUUCUUCAGCAAAAUGUGGCAACGGGCAAAGCUUCAUCUGCCACUUACUGGCAUUUCCCAUGAAGAAGAUGUAGACAGACCUCAUCAUGAGUGAUGUGAAAUAGAUGCCUUUAGCACUUUAUUCUGCAAAUAUUAGAUAUUUUAUGGGAGAUCCAUUAAGUUUCAAGACCUUUCAUAGAUUCUCUUUAGUACUUUCGCGCAUGUGUAAGAUUGUAGAUUUGACAAGGCGAACCUGCCAGGAGCUGAAUAAACAUAAUGAUCCAAGACUGCAGCGAGAACUUUAGGCAAGUAUAUAAACUAACUACUCUUCCUUCCUGGCCAUCACUAUAGAAAUGGACAUAUCACCGUAAGUAGUCUUUUCUUAAAAUGAAAAGCGCCCACAAGUGACAAUGCUGCUCUAAUUAAUGUCAUUUUUGAAUUUCUCAUGUACCAGAUUAUUGGCAUUUUAUUAUUCUUUUUAGAAGUCUUUAUAUGUAUCCAAUUUUAGGUUAGUUUCUCUUUUGUACUGUUGCAUGGGCUAAAACUAGCAGGGUUAUUUACUAAAGUGAGUAUUACCAGGAAUUCAAAGUCAAUUUCAAAAUGUAGGCCAACAUAGCUGAAUAUGAAAAGAUUCAAGUCAUUUCUGUUUUCUGUUUGGGCCUUAAAAUUUAAUUUCACUUUGAGUUGCCAGCAAUUCUCACUUGAGUGAAUAACCCUGUAAGUAAAGAACAAAACUACAGUGUGAAGUGCCUGGUUUAUAAUGUUUUUGAAGUUGCCUUAUCCUAGAUUUACUUAUUUAUUUGAUUAGAAAUGGCACAUCAUUUAAAAACCAGUGCUUUGGGAUAAUCAUUUUAUUAAAUCUUGGGUAUAACUUAGAAACUAUAGCUUUACUGAGGCAGUCUGUAUCAUCUUUAGUGUUACAAUAAAAGCAAUUCCUUUUAGGAACUAAGAGAUGAGCUUCAUAUGCAGCAGUGUUAAGUUAAAAGGGCUAUGCACUGUGCAAUAAUGCUGAAAUUUUUGCAACACCAGUAUAAGCUUGUGAAGACUGGUCCAAAGUGCCUGAUACACAUAAUACUGAUUCCUACAAGCAACCCAAGAUGAUACCGUUAUUGUGCAAUUUCAUUGUUCUCAAACAUUUUAUAUUGAAUUCACUAAUCCUAAUAGAUGUAAUAUUCUACACCGUAAUUCUCUUAGUUUGGAUAUUUGUAUUUUUUUCACAUAUUAUGUUUCUAAUCUUAUGUUUGCUAAAUCUCUCUUUAAGUUGGUCUUAGUAUUAGGUGACCUGCAUAUUCCACACCGUUGUAACAGCCUGCCUGCAAAGUUCAAGAAGCUUCUAGUUCCAGGGAAGAUCCAACACAUUCUGUGCACCGGGAACCUCUGCACAAAGGAGAGCUAUGACUACCUCAAGACCCUGGCUGGGGAUGUUCACAUUGUCCGUGGAGACUUUGAUGAGGUUAUGACUAAUUCUUUACAGUUGGCUAUAAUAAGCUAGAACAUUUUUAAGUGGGCACUCGUACUACAACUUACUGUGUAGUAAUUUGUGUGAUGUAGAAAGUCAGGGUAGUGUUCUCUGGUUUUCUGUGAAACCAUUUUCAAUAGUUUUGACAAAGAACAGAGAGCCUUUUCUGAUGCACCUUAUACAAUAUGGAAUAUUCAUUUCCACGUUAUCCUUCCAAACCUGAAUGCCAAUGAUAGGCUGUGAUCACUGGGGAUGAGAGAACCCAACAAUCUCAGCCUGCUAAUGCUGUCAGAGGUUAGGUGGAUCUGCAUUUGAUAAUGGUGAAGUGCAGUCAAGAGAAACUAAAUUACUGACCACUUUUAAUCUGGAAUUUCUCUUAAAUACUGCUUCUGCCAUUUAUUUAAAGCAAGAGUGUAUCUGAAAAUGCAUUUAUUUAUUUUUACUAGUUUUUGUGAGCUUUUUCUAUUCGUAUGCAAACCUAAAAAGUGUUUAUGGCAUCAUUCCAUUUACUGCAAUCACUCCGUCAGAGUGAAUUGCUGCUGUUUUUGUAAAACUGUUUCCAAGUGGCACUAGGUAGUAUAAGUGGCACAGCUUGUGUCUUUUCUUUAGAUUGUAGCAGAUGAAAAGACCAGGAGCCUUUUCUGAUAGCCAUAAGUCUAUAUAAAUAUGCAGAUUUCCCUGCAGAUUUUGCUUGCACAGGAAGGUGUCAAAGGCAGGGUAUGAUUUAGCAUAAAUGUAUUCAAGCUCCUCCCUUUUCCAUAAUCCAAAGUGUACGUAAAACAAUGUAGUUAUACUUUAUCUUAUGUAUAUAUUUUGAUUAAGUUGGAAUUUCGGUGAAAUAUGGCUCGGUGUAAUGUGCAUCUAUUAUGGGCGAUCCACCUCUCGCUGCUAUGCAUUUAUCACCAUAGCUGCCUUCCAUGGCACUUCAUUCUCAAGAUUGGAACAUUAUAGCAUGUUACAAUUACAGUAAGACAAUGGAUAUCACCAUUUGAUUACUAUGACCUGGAAUUCUAUUCAGUUUAGCAGUCAUGUGACCCUUUGUUUGUGCCAGUUAACCGUAUUUAUUAGUCAUAUCUCCAUUUAUUUUACAGAACCUCAAUUACCCUGAACAGAAGGUCGUGACUGUUGGUCAGUUUAAGAUUGGCUUGAUCCAUGGACACCAAGUAAUUCCAUGGGGUGAUAUGGCGAGCCUGGCUUUACUACAGAGACAGCUUGAUGUAGACAUUCUGAUUUCAGGACAUACGCAUAAGUUUGAGGCAUUUGAACAUGAGAACAAGUUCUACAUCAAUCCAGGAUCUGCAACAGGGGCCUACAAUGCAUUAGAAAAGUGAGUUCAUUCCAUGCAAAUGCUUUUGUAUUUAGUACUCACAAUGUGCACAUUAUUACUAUAGUUGUAGUUUUAACAGUGGUAGCAAAAACACUAUAGGGCUUCCAAAGUGCUCAGUCUUCACACAAGCAUAUUAACUGACAUGAGGACACAUAGAUGAUCAGUCGCCAAGGCACACCUAUUUAUACCUCAUGGGAGGAUGAAGUUUUGAUGAAUCAGCUUGUAUAGGCAACCUUUUUUUUUUUUUUUUUUUUUUACUUGCCUUAGGAAAGACAUUGCUAGAGUAUAAAAUGUUUUUCUAUUAUCUUCCCAAGUUAUUUUAUUCUACAUUGCCCAAAAUAAAUGGGUCACACAUUCCUUCUUAUUUUUUUAGGUAGUACUGCCCAGCUGUAUUGUGUAUUCAGAUAAGUUAAUCCUUUUAUUGGCAAAGUUUAUUGUUUGUGAUCUUCAGAAUCUGGUCCCUAAAAGAAGAACACAUACUAUCUGUCUCCGUACACACUCCGUGAUAUACUGAGAACAUCACCUAAUAAUCUCAGCCUGUUACUAACUGCCUGGUUAACACGUCCUCAUACUAGAGAGCAGAGCAGAAGGCAGAGGAAGAGGUGCUAGGCACAGCUGUCGCAAUUUAGGGGAUUACCAUUGCCAAACAAUUUAACCUGUGAAGAUAAGAAAGUAACUGGACACUUCUUGCCCAUAACAGCUUAAUGAGUUUAAAAAGUUAUGGGAUGAGUGUCCUUUUAAAGUCCAGCUUGUUACACAGUCAUUUGUGUCUUGUUUUAAAUUAAUUGUACAUGUGAGUAAUGUAAAAUUAACUGGUCAUGUGUUAGAAGUUAAUGAUAUAACACAAAUGUUCAUUUGAAAUGAAAAAAAUCUUUCAAGGAAACAUUGGAAAGGUCUAUGAUCCAAACAUUGAUUGUAGGAAUAAAUUAAAGAUUAAAGGACCACUCUAGGCACCCAGACCACUUCAGCUUAAUGAAGUGGUCUGGGUGCCAGGUCCCUCUAGGAUUAACCCCUUUUUUUAUAAACUGCUAUGUUUAUAAAUCUUUAGAAACUGCUAUGUUUAUAAAUGGGUUAAUCCAGCCUCCAAAUCCUCUAGUGGCUGUCUCAUUGACAGCCGCUAGAGGCACUUGCAUGCUUCUCACUGUGAAAAUCAAAGUGAGAACAUGCAAGCGUCCAUAGGAAAGCAUUGUAAAUGCUUUCCUAUGAGACCGGCUGAAUGCGCGCACAGCUCUUGCCGUGCAUGCGCAUUCAGCCGAAGAGGAGGAUCGGAGGCGGAGAGGAGGAGGAGAGCUCCCCGCCCGGCGCUGGAAUAAAGGUAAGUUUAACCCCUUUCCUCGCCAUCCAGCCCGGCGGGAGGGGGUCCCUAAGGGUGGGGGCACCCUCAAGGCACUAUAGUGCCAGGAAAACGAGUGUUUUCCUGGCACUAUAGUGGUCCUUUUAACGCCAGGUUACUGGAUCCUUCUCUUAUUUUUGUUUUAUAUCCAGCUAUGUUCUACUCUAAAAAAACAACAAAAAAUGGUAAGAUAGCAGAUUGCUCUUUUUAUUAUUAUAACCUUCCUAGUUAUUUUUAUUACCUAAAUUAUUGCAAUAACUAACUCCAGCAAAGCUAUGUGAGUUUUACUUAUUUUAACAUUUUGGGGGAUAUUUCUUUUGUUAGUAAUUGGUAGGUGUUCAUUUCACGUAAUGUAAAGCUGGUUGAGUUCCAGAGAAAUCUUUACAUGUGUUCUGAUUUCUAUUACUAUAACUCUAUUUUCAAAGCAUGUGCAUGGUACAUGUGCUGGGGUGAAUUUAUUGAAUUUCUAUUCAAAUUUUGUCUUUGCAGUAACAUCAUUCCUUCCUUUGUACUGAUGGAUAUCCAAGCUUCCACCGUUGUUACCUAUGUGUACCAGUUAAUUGGAGAUGACGUGAAAGUAGAAAGAAUUGAGUACAAGAAAUCCUAAGCCGAAUCCCUUGAACUUUUCAUGGCCUUUAAUUUCCAUUCCCAUUCAUUCUUCAACCAGUUAUGAUACAUAUACUGCAGCAGUUAUAGGCAGUCUAUUGUAAUAUCCUUAAUGAUGUUUGCAUUGUAAGAUAACAUUGAAUUUGCUGCAACAGUAGGCUUGUGGUAAACAAUUAUAUAUGAUAAUGACAUUUACUUGUGUACUGAAUGUGUGAAAAAUUAAAUACUUAUGUAUAAAAUUAGUCUUGUAAAUAUCUUAACAUUAAGCAUUAACAUUCACUGAAGUAUGUUCCAACUUUACAAUACAAAUUAAAACUUUGGAGACACCUUG
Pelobates cultripes (western spadefoot toad) is the source of this 10496-nucleotide messenger RNA. The record is from the annotation of a GenBank genome assembly. Lineage: Eukaryota; Metazoa; Chordata; Amphibia; Anura; Pelobatidae.